Amoebophrya sp. A120 is the source of this 801-nucleotide messenger RNA. Lineage: Eukaryota; Dinophyceae; Syndiniales; Amoebophryaceae. The record is from the annotation of a GenBank genome assembly.
CGCGGCCGUCAGCUUCGCCCUGACCAUGCGGCCCGACUACCGUGGCGGCACGUCCUCCGCGGCGACCGCGCGGGCGCGCGGGGGCCCGUUGCUGGGGGCGAUGAUCACGUCGACGGACUACUUUUCGCAGUUGCUCGAGGAGUUGGAGCAGCGAAAAGGCGUCAACGCCGAGCAGAACUGCAGCUGGCAAGCCUGCAUCGACGGGAUUUUCGACCUCGUCCAGGAGCUCCGGAUUCCCUUUCUGCUGCCCGCCUCCGCGCGCGGGGAAAAUUUCGAGCAGAAGCUGCUGCGGGCGUUGCAGAGCAUGGAAUUGCUGGAGGAUUUCUAUUCGACGAAUAUGCAAAACCAAGGAGAUCAUCAUGAUCCCGCUGAAAUGAUGAAUCAGCUGCAGCCGGAGAGCAUUUGGCGCCUGGUUCCGCCGGCGCGGUACUUGUUGGACAAACUGAACUCCUGUCCGUGGGCGCAGGCGACCGACUACGGAAUCAUCCUAGACCGGCCCGACCAGUGGACCUUUCUGAUCAACUAUCCCACGAAAAAAGUGUUACAGUGACACAUUUGUAAUUCAAUUCAGCAACACAAAUUUCUCUGCAUGAGAGAGAAAACUUGUAAUGCAUACAAUCCUACGGGAAAACACCUAUGAAACGAGGCUCCUAUGCCGGCAUGACAGAGCUUGUCUGUCUUGCUUGGCCUGCAGCACAAUGUGUAACUGUAACACUUUUUUCUUCCCAUAUCAACGCGGAAAGCAGUUUCUCCGAACUGCAGAAGAACUCCGGCGUCGCGAAAGCGCAGGCGAUCGAGAAG